Molecule: messenger RNA, 1968 nt
Organism: Moesziomyces antarcticus
Lineage: Eukaryota; Fungi; Basidiomycota; Ustilaginomycetes; Ustilaginales; Ustilaginaceae
Product: alkaline phosphatase
Exons: 1
Coding region: 1-1968 (655 amino acids)
Source: RefSeq, a predicted model, not a curated record
AUGAAGAACGUUGUCGCCCCCUUCGCGGCGCUCGUCACCGCGCUCAGCGUGUCGGUGUCGGCGCUCGCCCCGCUCGAGCGCAACCUGGCCUACCGCUCGCCCUCGCUCUCGCUGAGCAACGGCGACGGACUCGGCCACGACAUCGAGCACAUUGGCGCCCAGAUCCGCAAGCGUGCCUACGACGACUACGUCACCUCGAAGGUCGAGGGCAAGGCCAGAAGGAACAACGCAAAGGGCAAGACCGAAGCCGACUUCCUCGUCGAAAAGUACGAUGGCGACUACGGCUCCGACGGCCGCGACGCGUACAAGGGCAAGGUCAGCUUCACCUACGGCGUGGCUGCAGGUGACCCGUACCCGGACUCGGCCAUCCUCUGGACGCACCCCGUGCCCGAGGAUGCCAACACCACCCUCCCUGUCUGCCUGCGCUACCAGACCUCGCGCAGCGAGAGCGACUGGUCCAAGGCCAACCUGGUCGACGACAGCUACGCCUGGACCACCAGCGAGGUCGACUACUCUUUCAAGGUCGAGACGUCUGGUCUGCAGCCCAAGACGCAGUACUACUACCGCUUCUUCUCGUGCCACGACGAUUCGGUCGUCUCGCCCGUCGGCAGCUUCAAGUCCAUCCCGGAGUACAACGACGAGGAGGUCGACUCGCUCAAGCUCGCCGUCUUCUCGUGCUCCAACCUGCCCUUUGGCUACUUCAACGCCUACCGUGCGGCUGCCGCCCGCAAGAACGCCGACUACUUUGUCCACGUCGGCGACUACAUCUACGAGGCUCGUGGUGACGGUCAGAAGGUGGCUGGCGAGAACACGUACGGUGAUGGCCGGGCGCUCAACCGUGUCCCUGAGCCUGAUCACGAGAUUGUGACCCUCGAAGACUACCGUCUGCGUUACGGCUCGUACCGCAAGGAUAAGGACCUGCAGGCCCUCCACGGCAGUGUGGCCUUCUUUGGCAUCUGGGACGACCACGAGGUUGCCGACAACUCGUACAACCACGGCACCGCCGACGGUAACAACACCGACACCGGUGCGGUUCGCGGCGUGCGCUUCACCGAGCGCAAGCUCGCUGCAGUCAAGGCAUACUACGAGUGGAUGCCCAUCCGUCAGGUCGACACCACCGACUCGCUGCGCAUCUGGCGCAGCUUCCGCUACGGCAAGCUCGCCGACCUCUUCCUGCUGGACACGCGCAACUUUGACCGCGACCUCACCGAUGUCUACUGGAACACGGAUGCCGUGGCUGCGAUCAGCAACGACACCGACCGCUCGCUCAUGGGCGGCAAGCAGGAGCAGUGGCUCUACUCGGGCCUCGUCAACUCGGAGAGCCGCGGUGCCACCUGGAAGAUCGUUGCGCAGCAGAUCAUCGUCAACUGGCAAAACUACGGCACGCCGUCGUUCAUAUACAACUACGACGCCUGGCAGGGAUACCGUGCCAAUCGUCGUCGCUUCUUCGACACGAUUGUCAACAACAACGUCGAUAACACCGUCAUCCUUGCUGGCGACUCGCACGCCAACUGGGUGUACGACACCGUGCCCGAGGACCGUCUCAACACCACCGCCUACGACCCCACCACGGGCGAAGGCUCGAUCGCCGUCGAAUUUGCCGGCACCGCUGUCUCGUCGCCCUCUUCGUACGGUGCCAACCUGACGCAGGAGAAGUACCUCAAGCGCGCGCAGGACCUCGUCACCGUCAACCGCAACCUUCAGUGGGCCGAGGGUGGCACGCGCGGCUACUUUGAGAUCGAGUUCAGCAAGGACGAGUGCAACGCCCAGUUCUACGGCUACGUCAACAACACCAACCCCAACGCCCCGGAACAGCUCAUCGCACAGUUCAACGUCAAGAAGGGCGCCAACAAGCUCACGCGCCCCAUCAACUACGGCAUCACGCCCAGCUCCGGCGCGCUCCAGUCGCAGGCCGUCGACUACACCAAGCAGAAGUGGAACGGCACCGCUUUCGUCGCCCAGAACUAG